CCGGAAGCGCGACUGUUGUUUAUCCGCCAGUGAGCCUCCUCGUCGUAUUAGCAACGAUGGCCAGCGCCGCGGCGAAACAAGCGCCUAAAAUUGUCUCCAAGGCGUCUGCGGGAGGCGCCGGGGCUGCGGGGGCCGGUGGCGGACCCCCGAUAAUGCCCCUCGCCUCUCCGCUCAUGGGGAAAAAGAAGAAGCCGUUCCUGGGGAUGCCCGCUCCGCUCGGCUACGUCCCCGGUCUCGGCAGAGGUGCUACUGGUUUCACCACCCGAUCUGAUAUUGGUCCUGCUCGUGAUGCCAAUGAUCCAGUGGAUGACAGACAUGCACCCCCUGGAAAGAGAACAGUUGGGGACCAAAUGAAAAAGAACCAGGAUGAUGAUGAUGAAGAUCUGAACGACACCAACUAUGAUGAGUUCAACGGCUACGCAGGAAGCCUGUUCUCCAGUGGGCCCUAUGAGAAAGAUGACGAAGAAGCCGAUGCUAUUUAUGCAGCACUGGACAAGAGGAUGGAUGAAAGACGCAAAGAAAGAAGGGAGCUGAGAGAAAAGGAAGAGAUUGAAAAAUACCGUAUGGAGCGACCCAAAAUCCAGCAGCAGUUCUCAGAUCUGAAGAGAAAGUUGGCAGAGGUGUCAGAGGAGGAGUGGCUGAGCAUCCCUGAAGUGGGAGAUGCCAGGAACAAACGCCAGAGGAAUCCCCGCUAUGAGAAGCUCACCCCUGUCCCUGACAGCUUCUUCUCUAAACACCUGCAGACUGGAGAGAAUCACACCACCGUUGACCCUUUGCAAGGACUGGGAGGCCUGAACACACCUUACCCAGGAAGCAUGACCCCUGGUCUGAUGACACCAGGGACAGGAGAGCUGGAUAUGAGGAAAAUUGGUCAGGCCAGGAACACACUCAUGGAUAUGAGGCUCAGUCAGGUGUCUGACUCUGUGAGCGGGCAGACAGUUGUGGAUCCCAAGGGUUAUCUGACAGAUCUGAACUCCAUGAUCCCUACUCAUGGAGGAGACAUCAGUGACAUCAAGAAGGCUCGUCUGCUGCUUAAAUCAGUGAGAGAGACCAAUCCUCAUCACCCGCCUGCUUGGAUUGCCUCUGCAAGGCUGGAGGAGGUCACUGGCAAACUGCAGGUGGCCAGGAACCUGAUCAUGAAGGGCACAGAGAUGUGUCCUAAGAGUGAGGAUGUGUGGCUUGAGGCAGCCAGGCUCCAACCUGGUGACACAGCUAAAGCUGUGGUAGCUCAGGCUGUUCGUCACCUGCCACAGUCGGUCCGCAUUUACAUCAGAGCUGCAGAGCUGGAGACGGAUGUCAGAGCAAAGAAACGCGUCCUCAGGAAGGCCCUGGAAAAUGUGUCCAAGUCAGUUCGACUGUGGAAGACAGCUGUUGAGUUGGAGGAACCAGAGGAUGCCAGGAUCAUGCUUAGCAGAGCUGUGGAGUGUUGCCCUACAAGUGUGGAGUUGUGGCUGGCACUGGCUCGGUUAGAAACAUACGAGAACGCCCGUCGUGUCUUGAACAAAGCUCGUGAAAAUAUUCCCACGGAUCGUCACAUCUGGAUCACUGCUGCGAAGUUGGAGGAGGCCAAUGGCAACACUCAGAUGGUGGACAAGAUCAUUGACAGAGCCAUUACUUCUCUACGUGCCAACGGUGUGGAGAUCAACAGAGAACAGUGGAUACAGGAUGCUGAAGAGUGUGACAAAGCAGGUAGUGUGGCUACUUGUCAGGCCGUGAUACGAGCCGUCAUAGGGAUUGGCAUUGAAGAGGAGGACCGCAAACACACCUGGAUGGAGGACGCAGACAGUUGUGUUGCUCAUGGAGCGCUGGAGUGUGCCAGGGCCAUCUAUGCCCACGCUCUGCAGGUCUUCCCCAGUAAAAAAAGCGUCUGGCUCAGAGCUGCCUACUUUGAGAAGAACCAUGGCACCAGAGAGUCUUUGGAGGCCCUGCUCCAGAGGGCUGUGGCUCACUGUCCCAAAGCAGAGGUCCUGUGGCUAAUGGGUGCCAAGUCCAAAUGGCUGGCUGAGGAUGUGCCAGCAGCUAGAAGUAUCCUCGCUCUGGCCUUCCAGGCUAACCCGAACAGUGAAGAAAUCUGGCUUGCUGCUGUCAAACUAGAGUCGGAGAAUAAUGAGUAUGAAAGGGCGCGUCGACUGCUGGCUAAAGCUCGCAGCAGCGCUCCAACAGCUCGGGUAUUCAUGAAGUCAGUAAAGCUGGAGUGGGUGCUGGGAAACAUAGAAGCUGCCCAAGAAUUGUGCACCGAGGCCCUGAAACACUACGAGGACUUCCCCAAGCUUUGGAUGAUGCGAGGCCAGAUUGAGGAGCAGUGUGAAAAUAUGGACAAGGCCAGAGAAGCCUAUAACCAAGGGUUGAAAAAGUGUCCCCACUCCGUGCCCCUGUGGUUGCUGCUGUCUCGCCUUGAAGAGAGAGUGGGACAGCUGACCAGAGCCAGAGCAAUCCUGGAGAAGGCACGACUCAAAAACCCCCAGAGCCCUGAGCUAUGGUUGGAAUCAGUGAGACUGGAGUUCCGGGCUGGACUGAAGAACAUCGCCAACACAUUAAUGGCCAAAGCCCUGCAGGAGUGCCCAAAUUCAGGCAUCCUGUGGGCUGAGGCAGUGUUCUUGGAGGCCAGGCCCCAGAGGAAGACCAAGAGUGUGGAUGCUUUGAAGAAGUGUGAACAUGAUCCCCAUGUUUUGCUCGCUGUAGCCAAGUUGUUCUGGAGUGAGCGGAAGAUCACCAAAGCCAGAGAGUGGUUCCUUCGAACAGUAAAGAUUGAGCCAGACCUGGGAGAUGCUUGGGCUCUUUUCUACAAGUUUGAGCUGCAGCACGGCACAGAAGAACAGCAGGAAGAGGUGCGAAAGCGCUGCGAGAACGCAGAGCCUCGCCAUGGAGAGCUGUGGUGUGCCGAGUCCAAACACGUCUUGAACUGGCAGAAGAAAACAGGAGAGAUCUUAGCACAGGUAGCCAGCAGGAUUAAAAACACAUUCUGAGACUGAGGAGAUUUGGACUGAAAACACCUGGAGGACUCUGGCAGUCACCAGUCUAGCAGGGAACAGCCUCGGACACGCUUUUUCUCCACCAGGACUUCCUCAUAAUUUGGCAAAUACUGUGUACUCACACCACCUCUUACUACUUUCAUGUUUUGAUAUUUUGCAAAUUUAAUUAAUUUCCCAACAGAAAAUGGUGAUUUAAUGUCAAAGUGAAAACAUAUCUGAGCAUAUUUUAAAGUUGGUGCUCAGAAAACUCAGAAUGACUCGCCGUCCACUUAUGCAGUAACAACACAUUUGACAGCUAUUAUACCAGUCAGCCUCCAGUAUCGUGCUGCCAUCACCGUGCAUUGUGCCGGAGAUAAGCUGUUUCUGGAAAUGUGUCUUGUUUACCUUGUUGCUCAAGUAUCUAGUUUAGUACGAUCAUUUCCCGCUUUGUUUUAGCCUCCUACUUAACCUCUGGCAGACAUUGCAUUGUUUCCUUUUGCAACUCAGCCGUAAAACCACACCUGGUAGAAUUACCUAAGCAGAUGUUGUGUGCACAGUCCUGCUCUGAAUCAUUAAAGAAAAGAAAAGACAUCUAUUCUAGUGAAAGGCUGGCUGAAUUAAUGAACUUGCAUCAACUUUCUAGCAUAUCUGUGAAGACAGACUGUUAAUUACAUCAUGAGUAUUUCACAGACUGUAUCUUUCUUUACUUGGGAUAUUUACACAGCAUCCCCCAUCUUCACCUUGAAACUCUGUAGUACUUCCAGUGUUAAGCUAUGUACCAGACCACUGAAUGCUUGAGGAGUCUAGGACUUAUUCAGCAUAUUGUAAGGUUUCGUGUGCAGUUGCGCAAAUUUAUUUAGAAGGUUCCUUUGAGUGCUGAAGUUCGCAUUCAGAUGUAUUUAACUUAAAGUCACUGUCUAUGUUAAUGAUCUGUUUGUCGUACACAAUUGGACAGAAUCCCUCGUAGAAGAUAAACAUGACAGCUGCUCAUAUAGACGCUGUGAUAACAUGGUUGUGAAUGGAAAUAAAAUGUUAAGAAGGGCAAGAUUAUGCAACUGUUGUUUCCAGUCUGGCUGAUGUGUUGAUUCAGGCUGUCAGUGGUGGGGUGUAGCAGUACUCAGUGCUGAAUUAUGUAUUAAUUGUAACAUAUUGCACUGCACUGGUCAUGAUUAGGAGCUUAGUCAUACAAGUGAUUUCCAGAAAACGAAUGAAGUCAAUCCUGAUGACUGCAAGAUGUGUUUAAAUGUGUGCAGCUGAAUCACAAUUUCUGUUGUUUUCACUUUGACAUGAUCGUUUUCUGCUCAUCAGUGUCAACAUUCUAAUUUCAGUCAUUUUAGCUGCUGAGUUUGUUGAAGAUAAAGGAAAUAAAGUGAAUACAUUGGCAUUUUAAGAGAGGAAUAUGCAAAACUCAAGUUUGUUCCACCUUUAGGCAUCAAGUGAUUGGUUGUUUUUGUUAGUGGAAUUUUAUUUUUUGUGUCCUGUCCCCAUGGAUGUGUUGGAAGUCCAGAUUUGGCAAUGUCGGUUCAACAAGAUGUGACAGUGUAUAUAAACUCUUUGUCAGGUGAUAUUACGUGAUUUCUCAUGUGAUAGUGUUGGGUUUGCCUUUUUUACUAGCUUGCUUGAGAUGUGUUUAAAAUACUUUGCAGGCAUCCAAUAAACAAGUAAUAAAAUGCA
Molecule: messenger RNA, 4625 nt
Organism: Acanthochromis polyacanthus (spiny chromis)
Lineage: Eukaryota; Metazoa; Chordata; Actinopteri; Pomacentridae
Gene: prpf6
Product: PRP6 pre-mRNA processing factor 6 homolog (S. cerevisiae)
Exons: 21
Coding region: 57-2966 (969 amino acids)
Biological process (GO): mRNA splicing, via spliceosome; spliceosomal tri-snRNP complex assembly
Cellular component (GO): catalytic step 2 spliceosome; U4/U6 x U5 tri-snRNP complex
Molecular function (GO): protein binding
Source: RefSeq, a predicted model, not a curated record